AUGACACCAGUCCAAGACAUCCCUUCCAACGGCAAUGGCCUCGUCGAUUCUCUCGACCGACUCAAGGUUGAUGACGGCGAGCCGAGACUUGGCCGUGUGGUGACAAUGGAGAAGAUCAAUCACAACGGUCUUGCCAACGGCAAGACCAUGGGCUACAGUUCCUCGGAGAAUGGAGAAAAAAUGAAGAAGGUCAAUGGCAACGAGCUUGCCGAUGGCAAGACCAUGGGUUACAAUGUUCGGCGGGGGUCUUUCUUCACUUCAAGCGACAUGUCUCACGAAUUCGCUGCUCAGCAGCGCAUCAAGCUGACUGACAACACCGAGAUUCUUCUCACCACCAUCAUUGGCGAUGACGGCUUCACCGCCUUCAUUACGCUUGCGGGUGUCUUUGCUAACUCUUCCGAGGUAAUCGGCGCCGAGGUGUGCCGUGCUGUCACCACCACCACUUGCGAGUGGAUUCAGGUCACAGGUGACUGA
Colletotrichum chrysophilum is the source of this 474-nucleotide messenger RNA. RefSeq lists its product as uncharacterized. Lineage: Eukaryota; Fungi; Ascomycota; Sordariomycetes; Glomerellales; Glomerellaceae. The transcript has 5 exons. Bases 1 to 474 code for a protein of 157 amino acids. The record is from RefSeq and is a predicted model, not a curated record.